ACCGAUUUCAUUGCAGUCACAUUUUAUGAACUCAGAAAGCAUCACCACUAUUGCAGUAAUUAUUAGACACUGGAUAAACAAUGGAGCUGACUGUGUGUUAAAACUUCUAAAAGGAACUAUGCCUCUUUUUUUGUUGUGCAAAUUACUCUAUAACAGUUACUAUCCGCAGCAAAUCAAACCUAAAAUAAUAAUAGUAUGUCGAUUCAAAUUCCUUUCAGAAAAUGUAAUUGAGGGUGGUUGGGCAAACAAAGGGAGGUGUUUUGCACCAUGUAGUAUCCCAGUUGUCAGCAUUGCUUUCUUUUAACCCAGACCACCACGAUCUCUUUCAGGUGCUAAAUCUGCACAAAUCAGUGUUUUAUCAGCAGUGAGUCACUUCCAGGGAUGAGAAUUAUCAACACUGAGUUUUCAGUCCUCUUAGUUUUCCACAUUUUAGCUUCUUUUAGCUAAUUUUUUUUGCAUUUAUUGCAAACUUUAUUGUUCUGGUUUUGUUUGAAAAAAGCAUGCAGCUGUUUUCAUCCAAAAAAUAAAGCUUUCACUAAACUCUUUGUACUGCCUACCACAAAACAACAAACAGAUUUAUUAGCUAUGAGUGAACAUAGUAACAUUAUUUUAAAAAAAUGCAGCUAAGUAUAUCCCACAGGUUUGACUGAAAAUGAACACAAAGCUAAAACAACAGCGAGCAGUAAAUGUACAUUUAUCACCAGUUAUCAGAAUAGCCUUUCCAAAUAAAUGCUAAUGCUGCUAACACACUCGCUGUAACAACGUAAGUGAUAACAUUUUUCUUCUCUGAUUGGAGCUUGUUAAUCAUACAAGUAAUUUAGAAAAGCACUGACAAAGAAAAUAACAUGAAAAACCCCUUUUGGCAUUUUGACACGAGAGUUUGUUAUUUAUAUUUUACAUAAAUAGCAUUUUUUGUAUCGUCAGCUGCUACAGUGUACAACAGCUGACACCGUAAUUAAAAUGAAUACGCUAAUGUGACUGUAUUGUUCAGGAUUAAUUUGUGCUGUUCUCUAUUCUUUCCGCUACAAUAGUGGCUCGCAGUGAUAAUCAAAGGCAAUUUUGCAUUUCAUAAUAAUACAUAAUGCAGCUUCAUUGCCCUCUCCCUUUUAAUCCUAAUGCUGAAUUUCUUGGUUCCGUAGUCUCACCUUUUAUCUUCUCUCCUUUCCUUUGUGCCACACUUUCAUUUUCUCCUCGCCUCUCCUCUCAAUGUUUAACAUGUCUGCCUUCCUCUAACUUUUGUGUCCUUUUCAAAACCCACUUACCCACUUACUCAUGCCUUGUCUGCCAUGGGAAUGCAUGUGACUGAUGCUACAUACACACACCUCAUAUACAGUGCUGUAGGUGAUUUCCUGGUGGAGGAUAAGACCAAGGCCUUGCUGAAGUUUGAUGGUACUAUCACCUGGGUUCCUCCAGCCAUUUUCAAAUCCUCUUGCCCGAUGGACAUCACCUACUUCCCCUUUGACUAUCAGAACUGCUCCAUGAAGUUUGGCUCCUGGACUUAUGACAAAGCCAAGAUUGACCUGGUACUUAUUGGGUCCAAGGUGAACCUGAAAGACUUCUGGGAGAGUGGCGAGUGGGAAAUCAUUGACGCUCCAGGCUACAAACAUGAUAUCAAGUACAACUGCUGUGAGGAGAUCUACCCAGACAUCACCUACUCCUUCUACAUCCGACGCCUGCCACUCUUCUACACCAUCAACCUCAUCAUCCCCUGCCUCCUCAUCUCUUUCCUCACAGUGCUGGUUUUCUAUCUCCCGUCUGACUGUGGAGAGAAGGUCACGCUCUGUAUCUCCGUCCUGCUCUCCCUCACUGUGUUCCUGCUCGUUAUCACCGAGACCAUCCCCUCCACAUCGCUGGUCAUCCCGCUCAUUGGAGAGUACCUGCUCUUCACAAUGAUCUUCGUCACACUCAGCAUUGUCAUUACUGUGUUCGUGCUGAAUGUACACUACCGCACGCCAAUGACCCACACCAUGCCGUGUUGGGUGCGCUCGGUGUUUCUCAAAGUGCUGCCGAGGAUUAUGCUGAUGCGGAGACCGAUUGAUGAAGACAGCAGGGCUGGGGGGUUGGACGGCAGUGGGGAGGCAGGAGGAGGAGCUGGAGGGGGAGGAGGAGGCGGAGGAGGAAAAGGAGGGAAGAAGCGGAAGAAUAGCUUGAUGCAGCAGGUUGGAGGAGGAUCCCUCAACUGUCUGGAGUUUGGGGACAGUAAGUUCUCGUCGGUGGAGGGCUGCACUGGAAAGAAAUGCCCUUGUCCCUGCCAGCACGAAACCCCCGAAACACCAGACGCUGGGAAGAUGACGCGUCAGCUGAGUCCCCAGAGCAUCAACACAGUGGUGGCCUUUUCUGUGGUGUCACCUGAGAUCAAGCAGGCCAUCGAGAGCGUCAAGUACAUCGCUGAAAACAUGAGGAGUCGAAACAAGGCCAAAGAGGUGGAGGAUGACUGGAAGUAUGUUGCCAUGGUCAUUGAUAGAAUCUUCCUUUGGGUGUUUGUCACCGUGUGCGUCCUGGGAACCAUGGGCCUCUUCAUCCAGCCUCUCUUUGGCUUCGUCUCAUAACCACUAACCAAUCAGGGUUCUCUGUCACCCUGUACUGACCAAUCCUGAGCAAGUGACGAAUGAACUCUCAGUUCUCAAAAAUGAAAAGACAGGGUAUUGAGUCCUAAGGCACUAUUCGGUGUGCUGGUUUUGCUUCCUGCCCUCUGCAGAGAAAGAAGCAGAGAAGUUGAGAUUAAAAAGGCUGGUAAACCUUUAUGUCUUUUAAAGCUUCUUAUUUUAACCUAAAAUAUUACAUAAUGCCUACAAGAGGGGGUACUGCUCUUAUUCUGUGGAUAAUCACAUAAAGUAGUGGCAGCAUCUACUUAUGAACUGUUUUCUGUUUUGAAAAAAUAAAUACAUUUUUUCUACUCCACUGUUUACAGGAAUUAAAUAACAUCACUUUUACUCAGUGCUUCUGUGCAUUUAUUGCAAAUAUUUACAUUUAAAUCAAUGAAAUAAAUCUUAUUACAAUUGAAUGCAUUAAAUAUGUGAUUGAAAUGGAGCUCAGCCUCAGCAAGUAGCAUGAAUAUCAUUAGAGUCAGUGUUGAGUUGUGUUAUAGACUCCAGGGAUUAUCUAACAGAAUGCAGCUACUGCUUGCAAUACAAAGCCAGAAUGUAGAAACUGGAGUGCAGUUCAAUGGGUUUUAGCUCUGUUUUUGUAGUCGUUGCAAAUUUUACAUGCUGCUUUCAUGGAAAUGCUUUCUCAUGAUAAAGAUGUCAAAAAGUCA
Molecule: messenger RNA, 3256 nt
Organism: Amphiprion ocellaris (clown anemonefish)
Lineage: Eukaryota; Metazoa; Chordata; Actinopteri; Pomacentridae
Gene: chrna6
Product: cholinergic receptor, nicotinic, alpha 6
Exons: 4
Coding region: 1287-2549 (420 amino acids)
Biological process (GO): monoatomic ion transmembrane transport; regulation of membrane potential; signal transduction
Cellular component (GO): neuron projection; synapse; postsynaptic membrane
Molecular function (GO): transmembrane signaling receptor activity; acetylcholine-gated monoatomic cation-selective channel activity
Source: RefSeq, a predicted model, not a curated record